Nerophis lumbriciformis (worm pipefish) is the source of this 2845-nucleotide messenger RNA. It is a transcript of the gene adra2a, whose product is annotated as adrenoceptor alpha 2A. The record is from RefSeq and is a predicted model, not a curated record. Gene Ontology annotation, cellular component: plasma membrane. NCBI's taxonomy places the organism in Eukaryota, Metazoa, Chordata, Actinopteri, Syngnathiformes, Syngnathidae. Gene Ontology annotation, molecular function: alpha2-adrenergic receptor activity; epinephrine binding. Gene Ontology annotation, biological process: G protein-coupled receptor signaling pathway.
ACGCCCGCAUGAUUUUUUUUAUUUUAUUUUUUUUAUUUAUUUUUUUUGUUCUUAUUAAAGGUGUUCGGCGCUCGACGGUCAGCAGUCACUUUUUGCAGUGUGCGGGAUAUAAAGCGAGGGAGUGGCGGCGCUCAGCUAUGGCUCCGAUGUUGCCGGCAAGUGUGCGCCGCUCGCCCAUGGAGGCUGGCCGGGGGAGGAAGGACCUGACGGCCGCCUUACGGAUCGACCUGCUCGGCUUCUUAACGAUCCGCUUGAAGAAGUUCCACGCGGACUGUUGUUAACGUCACUCCGACACAAGGACCGCCACUGCCGCCUCAGAGCGUAAGUGCACCAUGAGGAGCGAUUAAUGUCCUCUCCCGCCGAGUGCCUCCUUCCUUGUGGAUUUUAAUGGACGUUAAGACAGGAAGUGGGCCACCCGGCUCCAUGGGGUUUGACAACACCACCAACCAGACGCUCCCCGGGGUCACCCCUUUGAGCCUGCACAUCUCCUUGCCGCUCAGCGUGCUGGUGGGCGUCAUGAUCCUGCUGACGGUCUUUGGAAACGUACUGGUGGUCAUAGCGGUGUUUACGAGCCGGGCCCUGAGGGCGCCGCAGAACCUCUUCCUGGUGUCUCUUGCGUCGGCGGACAUAUUGGUGGCCACCCUGGUGAUGCCCUUCUCCUUGGCCAACGAGCUGAUGGGAUAUUGGUACUUUGGCGAGGUGUGGUGUGAGAUCUAUCUGGCGCUCGAUGUUCUUUUCUGCACCGCCUCCAUCGCUCACCUCUGCGCCAUCAGCUUGGACCGCUACUGGUCCAUCACGCAGGCGAUUGAGUACAACCUGAAGAGGACGCCACGCCGCAUCAAGUGCAUCAUCUUCAUCGUUUGGGUGAUCGCGGCCGUUAUCUCCUUUCCGCCUCUCAUCACCAUGCAGAAGGAGGAGAGCAAGGAGGACCCGGUUUGCAAGAUCAAUAACGACAAGUGGUACGUCAUCUCCUCCUGCAUCGGAUCCUUCUUCGUCCCCUGCGUAAUCAUGGUGCUGGUCUACGUCAGGAUCUACCAGAUCGCCAAAAAGAGGACACGGGCGCCACCGGGGGACAGGAAGCGGAGGGACAAGUCGCCCAUGGCGCCUUCGAACCAGAAGGAGAACGGCUUGGCCGCAGGCGAGGCGGACAAGCUGAAGGAGCAGCAGGACAUCGAGCUGAAGGAAGGAGUCGGCGGCAAAGAGGGCGAGGUCAACGGCGUGGACAUAGAGGAGUCGUCCUCCUCGGACCACAAAGUCAAAAACCCCUGCUCCAUGAAAAAGAAGGCGGCCAAGGGGAGAGGCAAAAUCAAACCGGGAGACGGCGAAGUGCAGAAGAAGAGCACCAAGGGAAGUCGCUGGAAGGGUCGCCAGAACCGGGAGAAACGCUUCACCUUCGUCCUGGCGGUGGUCAUCGGCGUCUUCGUCAUCUGCUGGUUCCCCUUCUUCUUCACGUACAUGCUGCAGACGCUGUGCGAGUCCUGCCCCGUCCCGGACACCCUCUUCAAGUUCUUCUUCUGGUUCGGCUACUGCAACAGCGCGCUCAACCCCAUCAUCUACACCAUCUUCAACAACGACUUCCGCAGGUCCUUCAAGAAGAUCCUCUGCAGGAGGGACAUGAGACGAUACGGCUGACGGACCGCCGCGCUUGUAAAUACCGGUAUUUUCUGCACAUCCUUCAUACACGUACGAUCCUGGUGGGACUGCUUGGAGAGCGUCGGCGUAGCGUUGAGUCAAUCUUUGGACUUCUUGGCCUGUCAGUAUUUCGGGCCACAAUUUGAGACAAAACAAAAGUCCUAGUCACGGUUUUUUUUUUUUUUGAAAGGGGUCCUAUGAUUUUGAAUCAAUAUCUAAAACACUUCCUUGUGGUCUGCAUAACAUGUACCGCAUCGAUUUUACAGACCAUCUUUAAGCCACUUUCUGAUACUCUUCCAAAUGAGCAGUUUUGUGGGCGGUUUUAUUUAAGUGCCAAAGCCCUCCUCCAGGCCACGCCCCCUUCCUUACUUAGACUUAGACAAACUUUAUUGGUCCACAAGGGAAAUUGUUCCACACAGUAGCUCACUUACAAAGGAUGCUGUUGUUAGCUGCACACUACCGACAAAUAUAAGCUAAAACUAUAAACUUUUUUUUUUUUAGCACUCAGUCAGUCUGGCCCGUAACAGAAGGCCAAAGAAAGCGAAGGAACAUCAGAACCGAGACGGUAAAGGCAUCUUGAAGGUUUGUUUGAUAUUAAUUUCCGUCCAUAAAGCUUCAAGUAUACAGGUUCCGUGUCUUUAUAUUGUCUAUUUGAAAGGACUAUGUACAUCCAUGCAGAAAGAUUACAAUAUGAGUAGUCUGUUUAUAUCGCAUCUACUUGGAGGCCGGUUGAGCUAACAAUGCUACAUCGCUAACGUAUUAUUACAUGUGUUUUCAUCUAUGGCAGGGGUGUCAAACGUAUGAACAGGUUUUAUCCGACCCGCGGAAUGAGUUUGCUAAGUAUAAAAAUUAACCUUGAAAUUUUUUAAUGAAAGAAACUGCUGUUCUAAAUGUGUCCACUAGAUGUCGCAAUAGCAAUUCUUUGUAUCUUUGUCAAUACAAAAUAAACCACGUGAUGUUAGUACAUCAGUCGAGGAAAAUGGUCAAACUACAUAAAUAACAUACUGUAAUUUAUCUUGAUGGAUUGAAAAUGAACACCAAUGAGUUGACUGAUGAACAUUAUCACGUAAUUUAUUCGAAAAAUAUCGAUAACGACAAAUAAAGAUAGAAUACUAAGUGUAAAAAAAAUAACCCAAAAAGAUUAUGAUUUGUACAUUUUCGGAAUGUGCUUGUUCUAUUUUUAAACAAAGAUCUGAAGUUGUCUUUAUUUUAG